Periconia digitata is the source of this 701-nucleotide messenger RNA. The record is from the annotation of a GenBank genome assembly. NCBI's taxonomy places the organism in Eukaryota, Fungi, Ascomycota, Dothideomycetes, Pleosporales, Periconiaceae.
AUGGUCUUAAACCCAGCAGACUACCAGGUGGUGUGGAUCACACCUCUGGAAAUUGAACUUCAAGCAGCUCUGGAAAUGUUAGACGAGCAAUCCAACGAAAACUUUCCUGUUAGACGUGGCGACAACUAUGUAUACUUCGCAGGUCGAAUGUGUGGCCACAAUGUCGCCAUCGCUUCGUUACCAGAAGGCACACUCUACGGCAUCAACAGUGCUGCUGCGCUCGUCUCCCAAGUCGAACACUUCUUCACCAAUCUAUGGCUCGUAUUUCUCGUUGGAAUCGCGGCUGGCUUACCCGACCUGUCACAAAAUCCAACUCGCGACAUCCGACUUGGCGAUAUUCUUGUCGCUGCUCCCAGUGGCGGAACGCCAGCAAUCGUUCAUUAUGGGCAAGGAAAAGAGACGGAGGCUGGCCUGCAGCAACUUCGAUCAGGGCAUGUCCUACACCCACCCAAGCAAAUCUUGAUGGCAGCAAUCACGAAAGCGAAGUUCACCAACGUCAAAUCUCCUACCCACUAUCUGAAUCUCUUGAAAAGGUUCGAUGAGGCGGAUUUUCCCGACCCAGGUCACCCGACCCAGGUCAGGGCGAAGAUAAGCUGUAUGGCGCGGAUGGCUGCGAGGUGCCCCGGGAGCCACGUGAGUCGGCUAAACGAACCAGAGUCUGGUACGGGCCCAUCGGAUCAGGGGAUAGGCUUCUGAAAAAU